AUGAAAACCGUCGAUGACACCGCCCGCGAAACCGCCCGAGAGAUGGGCUACAGAGAGCCCGCAUCCACGACCGAUAGCUCGAACGGGAACUCGAUGAUGAACCCCCAUAACUCACUUAAUGAUAUGGCACAAUCGGGCGUGAAGGAAAUGAAGAAUGUGUUUGAUGGUGUGGCAUCGGCGCCGGCGCCGGGGGAUUUUUUGAAUAGUACGUGGGAACAUGUAAGGUCGUUGAUGGUGGGGGGAAGUGAGGAGGAUCAUGGGAAUGGGGAGGAUGGCGGUGUCGAGUCCGGCGGAUCCGGAUGA
Aspergillus niger is the source of this 303-nucleotide messenger RNA. RefSeq lists its product as hypothetical. Bases 1 to 303 code for a protein of 100 amino acids. The record is from RefSeq and is a predicted model, not a curated record. The transcript has 2 exons. NCBI's taxonomy places the organism in Eukaryota, Fungi, Ascomycota, Eurotiomycetes, Eurotiales, Aspergillaceae.